Molecule: messenger RNA, 606 nt
Organism: Blepharisma stoltei
Lineage: Eukaryota; Ciliophora; Heterotrichea; Heterotrichida; Blepharismidae
Source: the annotation of a GenBank genome assembly
AUGUUUUUAAAAUCCCAAAACUUUGUCUUUAGUUAUUUUUAUGGAAAAUCUGACUAUGAAAAAUGUAGGGUUAUUUUGCUAAGAGUGAAUGAAAUAUUAGAAAAUAAUGUGCAUCAAAAGUUUAGAAUGCCUUGCUACUUUAUUCAAUGAGCAGAGUUAUAUAUAUCUUUAAAUGAAAUCGAAAAAGCUGAAAAAUGCUUGAGUAAAGCAGAAAAAUUAUUGUUUUCUCAAAAAAAUAUAGCAAUCAAGGAUCUGAGUUGUAUUGGUGACUAUAUAGAUGUUGCAAAUAUUUAUAUUAAUUUAUCAAAUAAUUCUGAUAAAACAAAUUUUCAAAAGGCAGAAAAAAUUUUAAAAUACGUUGAAGAGGUUGUUAACGAAAAGAGACGCAAUGAUCGAUUUUCGAAAUUAGCUAUAUAUUACUGUCUUGGAAAGUUGUAUUUUAAAGAGCAAAGAUGGGAAUAUUCAAAACUUUACAAUCAAAAAUCAUUCGAUUUAUAUAAGAAAUUCACCUAUAACCCAAACGUAGCGAGAGAUCUUAAACAUAGAAUCGAUUCAUUGAUGAAAUAUUGGAAAUUUAUGGAUAGAAAGUUUAAAAUAAAUACCUAA